Molecule: messenger RNA, 1434 nt
Organism: Oreochromis niloticus (Nile tilapia)
Lineage: Eukaryota; Metazoa; Chordata; Actinopteri; Cichliformes; Cichlidae
Gene: fkbp6
Product: FKBP prolyl isomerase 6
Exons: 9
Coding region: 97-1149 (350 amino acids)
Biological process (GO): piRNA processing; spermatogenesis
Cellular component (GO): cytoplasm
Molecular function (GO): Hsp90 protein binding; peptidyl-prolyl cis-trans isomerase activity
Source: RefSeq, a predicted model, not a curated record
AAGCCUGAGCGCCAGAACAAACUAGGGAACUGGUUUUACAGAGUUAUCUGUGUAACAGCGCUGUUUACAACAGUUUUAACUCAUACCACCGAGUAAAUGUCAAGGAACGGGUUAAUAACGAGUUUGCGGAGGCUAAUAAACGACGAGGAGCCGCUCGAAACGAGGUCUCCGAGUCCUUUUGAACAGCUACGUCCACGGAUGAAUGACAUCAUAGGAGAUGGAGGAAUCCUGAAGGAGGUGGUGCAGCCAGGAGAGGGCCCGCCUGUCCCCGAAAACGCUUCAGUACUGAUCCAUUACUCAGGCUUCCUGGAAUAUUCUGAUCAGCCUUUUGAAACAACCACUAACCUCAAAUACCCCCGGAUGAUGAAGUUGGGGAGAGAUGUGACACUGGCCGGGCUGGAGGUGGGUCUGUUGACCAUGAAGAAAGGAGAGUUCUCUCGGUUCCUCCUCCAGCCUCAGUAUGCUUACGGGGAAAUGGGAUGCCCUCCAUUUAUCCCCGCAGCAGCUGUGGUUCUGUAUGAGGUUCAGAUCCUCGACUACCUUGACUCAGGACAAGUGGAUGACUUUAUUGCAAUGAGUCUGGUAGGGAGGCUGCAGCACAGAUCAGAAACAGUCUUUGAUUUCUGUUCUCCUCCUCAGGAGGAGCAGAAUACCGUUCCUCUGUCCACACUUCUUGAAGUUGUCAACACACUGCGGAGCUUUGGCAACCGUUUCUUCAACCAGAACCGAUAUUACAAUGCCAAAGAUCGCUAUAAACAGGCUAUGACGCUGCUGGGAAACAGGGAAACACAGAGUGAUUCAGAGAAGGAGAGGAUCAAGACGGCUCUGCUUCCUCUCUACCUGAAUAUUUCUCUCGCUGAGCUCCGUCUGGAAAGACCGCACAAAGCCCUGAAAUAUGGAAACAAAGCCUUGGAGAUAGACUCUGCCAACACAAAGGCUCUCUUCCGCUGCGGACAGGCUUACCUGGAGCUGCAUGAGUAUGCGAGUGCUCAGUGUUGCCUCACAUCUGCUCAAGCACAGAAGCCCUUUGACAGCGACAUCAACAAUCUCCUGAGGAAAGUGACAAUGUGCUAUAAAGACAGCCUGGACAAAGAGAAAGACCUGUACUCAAAGAUGUUUAGAGAGCUGAAGGGCUCAGUAAAAAUGUGAGGACCAGCAAGAGGAGGAGGUUUCAAGAUUCACCAUGUUUCCUUUUCAUAAUUUGUUUUCUACUUAUGAAGGGAGUUGGGUUGUAAUCAUUGUUUCAAUUCUUUCAAAAUUAUCUCAAAUUAAUUGUUGUUUUGAUAUUUUGUUAAAUAAUGUUUCUCAUUAGUACCCUUUCUCUCCUUUGGACUCCUGCUGUACAUAUUCCUUACAUGUUUGCUGGAGUGUUAAGCAUUUGCUUGGGAUCUUGAGAUGAUUAUAAUAAAAAAAAUACAAUGUUCACUUCCAGAA